Molecule: messenger RNA, 3066 nt
Organism: Lindgomyces ingoldianus
Lineage: Eukaryota; Fungi; Ascomycota; Dothideomycetes; Pleosporales; Lindgomycetaceae
Product: putative nonribosomal peptide synthase
Exons: 2
Coding region: 40-3066 (1008 amino acids)
Biological process (GO): secondary metabolite biosynthetic process; amino acid activation for nonribosomal peptide biosynthetic process
Cellular component (GO): cytoplasm
Molecular function (GO): catalytic activity; phosphopantetheine binding
Source: RefSeq, a predicted model, not a curated record
UCGCGAAACAUCACAGUGACGACAAUACGCCUUCCCAGAAUGCCCGCAUUGGACGACAGUUUUGCUUCCGAGCCGCUUAAAGCCACAAUUCUCGAGGUCGUCGAUGACUGGGCUGCUAAAAGACCUUCCGGAAUAGCUGCUGAGUUUGAGGGAGAGACUAUCACGUACGCCGAGCUAAGGACCGCGUCGCUCCAUGUCAGUAGGGCCCUGCUGUCCGCUGGAGUACAUCCAGGGGACAGGGUGCCGCUUCUGACGGACAUGUCGCUCGAGAUGAUCCCCGCCCUGGUGGGCAUUCUAAGAGUCGGAGCUUGUUUUGCCCCCAUGGAUGUGGCCGCCUGGGGUCGCACACGUAUCGAGCAGGCUUUGUCAGAGCUCUCCGCACCCACAGCUCUUGUCACGGGCCACUGUCCUGGGCUACAGCUGCCUAUUAUCACCGUGAACUUCCAAAAGCAAUGGCUGCGUCAAUCUCUGGAAGACACCGAUGGACUGUUCGCUAGGCUAGGUGCAAUCCGCAGCGGACUCCGCCCCGACCAUCUCGCUUGGAUCAUCUUCACCUCUGGGACUACAGGCAAGCCAAAAGGUGUCAUGGUCUGUCACAGAGGUAUCCAGGCACUACUACCGGAGUUCCUAGACUACGACAACCUAGAGCCCGAGGUAGAAGCACGCGGGGUCCGGUGCUUGCUCGCCGCUUCCGUUGCGUUCGACGGGUGCCAGGCAACCGUCUGGGGCACUCUGAGAAGGGGCCGCACGCUGGUGAUGGCUUCGCCAUCAAACUUCCACGAAGUUGCUGGCACGUGUGAAGUGUUGACUCUGACACCAUCAGUGCUGGCAGCACUUGACUCCGCGGGGCCUUACGACCGGCACUGGAUAAGCCCUCAGCGUAGGGUUAUCAAUACCUAUGGGCCGUCCGAGACCACCUGUAUCAUCAGUGUGGGGGAUCUUAGCCCCGAAGGAGAGCCUACUUUCGGCGAGCUGAUGUCAAGCGUGAAGGUCGUACUUGUAGACGCCGAUCUACAGGAGGUUGACGCCGGCGAAGUCAUGAUUUCCGGGCCGGGUCUGGCUGCCGGUUACCUGAACAACGACGAGUACACGGCAACAAAGUUUAUCCAGUGGAAAGGGGAGCGUUUCUACAGAACUGGAGACCUUGCACGGAGACGCGAAGAUGGGCAGCUUGUGUUCAUGGGCCGAGUGGAUUCGCUCGUCAAAAACCGCGGCUUCUUGAUCAAUCUGGAGGCGGAGGUCGAACCAGCGCUGCUAAGCUUUGAUCCUGUCCGGGUGGCUGUAGCUUUUAAGGCGCAAAACGGACGACUCACGGGCUGCGUUCAACCUGCCAGUGUGGACGUAAAUCAGCUACGCAAGUUUUUGCGAGGACACUGUGAUCCCUUCAUCAUCCCCGACAACUUGGUCGCCCUGGACAGUUUUCCGCUGAACCAUAAUGGCAAAACAGAUCGACAUGAACUUAUGUCCCAGCUCGAAUGCAAUGCCAACCAACAGGAGAAGGAUAAUCCAGACAAUGAUGGCCGCUACGAGAAUGAAUACGAUGCCUUGCGCAUAGGCUUUGCCCAGAUUCUACACGUUCCAUUCAAGCAGCUGAACAGGGACUCCUCAUUUACGGCACUGGGAGGGCACUCACUGGCAGCCAUUCGCCUUUCCAACUUUUUGAGGGAGCACGGGCACUCGCUCGUCGCGGCGCAGAUGCUGCGGCUGGACUUGAUCGGACGACUGGAGGAAGCGAUACGCCAGAACAAAGCUCAUCAAGAGAGCAGCAAAGACGAUCUUGAUGAUGGGCCCGCACCAGCCACUGACGUGCAGAAGCUCUUGAUCCGGCGCUCAUUACAAAAUCAAACAAUCUGUGCGCUCAUCGGCGUUGCCACAUAUAUUGGAGAUGCCCAAGCCAUGCCAAGCGCGAGUGAGCUCCAUGAGGCUAUCGUCACUGCAGGCUCAGCACACCAAAUCUUCCAGACGCGCUUCGAUCUGUGCAAUCUGACACUGCACGACCUCGGGCGACUGAACCUCGACUGGCGCGAAGUGAGCGUCCCCAGCGCCGCCGAAUUCGAGGCCGCUUGUGCGGCGUGUGAGCAACAGGCUUGGGACGAGUUGAGAGAGACGACACGCGCGGACGUCGAGAUUCCAUACUGCCAGGUCACCUGUGUUUCUGUCCCCGGACGCAAGGGAUUGGCUCUGGUGACACGAAUGCAUCAUAUCUUGACCGAUGUCUUUUCGACUGCUCUGUUCUGGAAGGACGUAGAGUGCGCGUUGGCGGGCCAGGAAGUCCCACGAGGGCCACGGAUACAAGACUUUGCGCGCUUCACGCGUGCAUAUAAACGAGACAAUUUGGCCCGAGCACGCAUCAUGUUCGAGAAGAUGCUCGAGAACCUGCCAGUGACGGCCGUGCUGCAGCCUCCCUGCCCGAGUGCACAGCACGCACAGAACACGCAGCUUGGUUUGGUCAAUCUCGACUCGCCGGUCACUGUGACCAAGGCCGCGCUUGAUCAGGCGGCGCGCAGCCAUCGUGUCACGGCGACUACACUUGUCUACGCAGCUUGGUCCCUCUUCCUGAGCAGCAUAACCACGUGGGACCGUGUGGGCUUUUCCGUUAGCCUCUCUGGGAGAACUGUGCCGUGGCCGGAGGCGCAAUACGUGCUGGGGUCGCUGGUCAAUAGGGGCAUCUUCUAUACUCAUGUUGCACCAAAAGCCAAGGUGCACGAAUGGCUCGCUGACGUGCACAAGACGACUUUGGAUCUCAUCGAGGUCGACGGCCUCACACAUGGACUACCCGAAUCGCUUAUGGCAGACCCACGCACCAACACGACCAACGUAUUGUGCUUUCUCGACGCGCCACAGCUCUCCCCUAAUUGGAGCUACCGCGACCAUCAAGGGCACAACUACCUCAUUGACUGGUAUUUAUUUCCGGAUGCCAACGGAUCCAUCAGAACUGUGUUUGAAGUCCAGGCUCAACGCGUUGAUAUGGACUGGGCGAAAGCUGUAUCACACGUGCCUGGGCGGUUGUUGGACCGGCUUGUCCAUUCCACGCCCGAGACACUGGUAGGCCAUUUGCUGAGAUAG